GAAGGGCGCAUUAGGAGUUGGGAAGUGGGACGUCCAGUGUCACGUGACAUGGGCUGCCAUAGUAACACGUCUCCCUGCCUUGCAUCCAAUCAGAUAUGGACAGUGUCUGUGACGUCAGGGAAAGCAGGGCCUAUAAAUCCAGCCAACGGCCUUCAACCCCCCCCCCCACCGGUCUUCUGGGAUGGGCUACGGGGAGGGGUGGCGCUGUCGUGUCCCAACCAUCCUCGGAAACUGAACCCUCUGAAACGGAGAUGGCGAAAGCGGAGACCUCCAAACCAGAGCCGUAUGAUGCGGAACCAAAACAGGCAAAGCAGAAGACAGCUAAUGGCCGCCGUCGCCGUCGCCGGCACUGCCGUAAGGACAAUUUCUCAAGUUUUGCUACCUAUUUCCCCGGGGUGCUGAGGCAAAUGCAUAAAGGCCUGAGUCUUUCCCACGACUCCGUGAACAUCCUGGAUUCGUUCGUGAAAGAUAUGUUUGAGCGGAUUGCCGAGGAGGCCGGGCGCCUGGCCCGCUACAACAAGCGCCGCACCAUCACGCACGAAGACAUCGAGGCAGCUGUGCGUCUUCUGUUGCCUGUGGAGCUCCGCAAGUAUGCCUUUCUAAUCCCAAAGAAAGCAUCAGACCUACAGCCGCAGUGGAUGGCCGCUCCUGGGGCUCCCGCCUCGGACCUGCCAGGGACCAACCCGGGAAGGAUCCGAAUCCCGCUCAGAAGGCCGCUCUGUGAAGACAAAGGCAUUGACUUGCCAGGAGGCGCCGCUACAAAUCGCCCAUCCUAA
Molecule: messenger RNA, 776 nt
Organism: Bubalus bubalis (water buffalo)
Lineage: Eukaryota; Metazoa; Chordata; Mammalia; Artiodactyla; Bovidae
Product: histone H2B type F-M-like
Exons: 2
Coding region: 96-776 (226 amino acids)
Biological process (GO): nucleosome assembly
Cellular component (GO): nucleosome
Molecular function (GO): protein heterodimerization activity; structural constituent of chromatin; DNA binding
Source: RefSeq, a predicted model, not a curated record